CCUUCCCAACAUCACCCUCCCUUUUUUUCCUCCGAAAUUCUCGUUUCUUUCUUUACUAAUUUCCUCCAUUGAUUUUUCCACACCCAAAUACUCUCUGACUCUUUCUUUUUCCUUCUUUCUAACACAAUAAAAACCUACCUCUCUUCUCAACUUCUGAUUUUCUACCUGCGGUAAUCUCAGGGAACUUCAAUUAUUAUUAUUCCCCUUUCUUUGCCUUUUGUUUUUCAAUAAUUGUUUUGAAUUACUGUAAACUGUACCCAUGAUCGAGUGUGAAUUUAUAUAGUACCCAGUUGGGGAAAGUUUAGAUUUGGUAAAUUGGGUGGGCUCAUUAGUUAUAAGUACAGUUUUGUGUUUGUGCUACAAUCACUUUUUUUUUUGGAGCUUAACGAUUAUAAGUUGAUUUUGUUGUGUAACUGUAAUUAAUUUGUUGGAUUAGAGGAUCAUGCCAUAAAAAAGGGGAGGGUUUUGUUUGUUGUAUUAUUAGUGGGAGUUAAGAUUAAGGAUGAAGAGAGGGAAAGAUGAUGAGAAGAUGAUGAUGGGUCCACUUUUUCCUAGACUACAUGUUGGUGAUACGGAGAAAGGAGGGCCAAGAGCACCACCUAGGAAUAAAAUGGCUCUCUAUGAGCAAUUUAGUAUUCCCUCUCAAAGGUUCAACUUGCCACUACACCCAAACACUUCUACCAAUACAGUUCCUCCAUCCUCCUCAAUUCAGGGGACUGUCUUGGAGAGAAAUUAUGUUUUUCGUGGUCAUUUAACUUCUCAAACACCUAUUCAUCAGGCUGAAAAACGUAGUUCUCUUCAAUUGGAAGGGGUGAAUUUGAAUACUUCUUUGAGUCAACUUGAACAGAGAAAGAAGGUUGAUGAAGAUGACUUUAUGGUUCCUGUAUACGUUCGUUCAAAGAUUGGUCAAUCUAAUGAUAAAAGUCUUGAGAGUUUUGAUGGGAAAAAACUCAAUUCUACACGCUCUAGGUAUUUUGGUUUUUCAAAAGCUGGGAAAACUGAUUGUGAAAGGGAUCCAAAACAGUAUGGCUCCCAUCUUGUCAAUACGAAGAUAGAUGUGAGAAAUGAGAUUGAUGGCCCUCCACAAGUAAGUCCAAAUAAGGAGCAUCCGUUUACGUCUGUUAGAGACAUAUCAACUGGAGAAAGUGUUGACACCUUAGUUAGACAAGCCAAGGUGACUCUAAAUCAAGAGUUUUCAGAUUGUGCUGUAUUCAAAUUUAGUAGCUUACGGCAAGUUGAUGCAUGCUCACGAGAAGAAUGUGGAACUGAGUCUCAAUCCAAUGGAAUUCGACAAAGUAACACUCUCGUUGAAUCUACAAGGGGGGUAGACAAGAGUAAUGACCCUAUAGCAAACCAAACCAGUCCAACCGAGGCUAUCAAUGGCACUGAAUAUAAAGAUACCUGGACUGGUAGUCCGAUACAGAAAGGAAAUUUAAACAGAAAAGACAACAUUUCCAAGAUCUCUGGGGUAGAAAAUUUGUCAACCCUGAAAAUUUCUCCUGAUGAUGUUGUUGCAAUUAUAGGUCAAAAACAUUUCUGGAGAGCCAGAAAAGCAAUUGCCAAUCAACAGAGAGUGUUUGCAGUCCAAGUGUUUGAGUUGCAUAGACUGAUAAAGGUCCAACAGCUGAUUGCUGGAUCACCAGAUCUAUUGUUUGAAGAUGGUGCUUAUCUGGGAAAGUCUCCUCCAGUUGGAUGUACUACCAAAAAACUCUCAUUGGAAUAUGUUGUAAAACCUCGGGAACAAAAUCUUAAGCGCAAAGACGAUUCUGAAAAGAUAAAUCAAGAAAUGGAAUGUUCUGCAGAGAAUGCUGUCGGUAAAACAUCUAUUUCGUCAGUGAAAAAUGGGAGCUACCUUUCUACUGCAACACCUUUUGCCGGAAAUCCACAUCAAGGAAAUAUGGCUGCUGAUAGUGGAAUGGGUCCCUGGUGUUUCAAUCAGUCGCCUGGGCAUCAAUGGUUAAUUCCUGUGAUGUCUCCUUCUGAAGGGCUCGUCUACAAGCCAUAUCCUGGACCUGGAUUUACAGGAACAAAUUGUGGAGAAUAUGGGCCAAUUGGGGCUGCUCCUUUCAUGAAUCCUUCCUAUGGAAUGCCAGCUCCACCAGAGACUCCACCAGGAAGCCAUGCUUACUUCCCUCCCUAUGGCGGAAUGCCAGUUACGAAAGCAGCAGUUGCAGAGUCAGCUGUUGGACAUGUGAACCAAUUCUCUGCACAUGGACAAAAUGACCAUUUAUCUGAAGUGGAAGCCAAUCAUAACAAACAUAACCAAAUCCCAUGCAAUCUACCAGCUCAGAGAAAUGGAGCAACGUCACAUGUCAUGAAUCGUCAGCGACACAAGGAGUUUGAGUUGCAGGGGAGUACAGCAAGUAGUCCUAGCGAAAUGGCACAAGGAAUGAGCAUUGGACAAGUUUCUGAAGGAAGAGAUGUACUUCCUCUUUUCCCUAUGGUUCCAUUAGAACCAGAGGUAGUACCUCAGUCUCCUGAAACAAGACAACAAAGUCGAGUUAUCAAAGUGGUGCCUCAUAACCGAAGAACUGCAACUGAAUCAGCAGCUAGAAUUUUCCAAUCUAUUCAAGAGGAGAGAAAACAGUAUGAAUCACUCUAGUGCUGUUUAUUGGCAUGGAGGAUCCAUUCAAUGUCUAGUUCCUGUACUUUCUGCAGGUUUGGCAUCAUGGAACGGGAUAUUAUAUAUUUUUAUUUCUGGUACCUAGUUACUUUCAGCACAUUGUUAUGUAGAUAUGUAUGUCAUAUCAAAAUUGGUCAAAACAUAGUAUUAUUGUACGUUGUCCUCUUAAGUACUUGUACGCCUACCACAGGAAUUGAAUCACCCGGAAGAGUUAGUACUCUGCUGCGCUCCCUUUGUUUGGGAGGAGAUUUUGUAUCCUAUAAUACUACUUGGCUUGAAAACUAGUGAUUAAUGAUGAUCAUAAAUGUUAGGUUUUAUUCUAGUUUUAGUUUAUUAUUUCAUGUAAGGCAAAUUCUACCCUACAAAUUCAUUGGUUGUGUAUGUUAUAUCAUAGAUAGUUGUUUUUUCAA
Cicer arietinum (chickpea) is the source of this 3033-nucleotide messenger RNA. It is a transcript of the gene ELF3A, whose product is annotated as protein EARLY FLOWERING 3a. Gene Ontology annotation, biological process: regulation of photoperiodism, flowering. The record is from RefSeq and is a predicted model, not a curated record. Lineage: Eukaryota; Viridiplantae; Streptophyta; Magnoliopsida; Fabales; Fabaceae.